UUUUUUUCUGUUUACUUAAAACAAGAGAGUCAUUUCCCCCACUUCUUUUAUAUAGAAAAAUCAUAAACAAGAUUUCAAAUUCUGGUUCAGUUCGCGUGUUUUUAUUCAAAUUAUAUCACUUGACAAGUUAACAUAAAACAUGAGAAAUUCUCAUUUUAUCUGAGGCGUAAUUGUUCAGUAUUGUUGUUUUCCGUUCAGUUUAAAAAAUUUAAUUUAAGCUUGGAUUAGAGUACCUAAGUGGAACUCAGAUAAGCAUAAUUUAACAUUUCAAAAUUUCACUUCCCAAAUUGCUGCAGAUUAAACUGAAAAAUGUCGUUUUGCUUUUCAAUUUUCAUACUGUCGUUGAUUUAUAGCUGUGGACACGUGUUGAGUUUUCCAGAUGAUGCGCAUAGAAACAUGUACUCGUCUUGUGGAAAGUCGACCAAAAUUGUUGCGAAAAUAAUUGGAGGAAAAAUAACAACUCCAGGUGAUUGGCCUUGGAUGGUAGCAAUUGGUUUUCGCUAUCCUUCAAAACCUACUCGUCCACGAUUCGCAUGUGGAGGUUCUCUGAUUUCUGAUACUUGGAUUCUAACAGCUGGUCAUUGUGUGAGAAGUGUUGGAAAAUCAACCCAAACUGUGGCUCGAGUUGGAGAAAUAGAUUUGACCAAAGAUUCAGCAACAGAUAUGCUAGUUGAAGAAAUUAUCCUUCAUCCACGAUAUACAUACAGCAGUCCAUUUCUUAAUGAUAUUGCCUUGUUGAAAUUAAAAAAUCCUGUCAUUUUUACAACAAAAAUACGUCCUAUUUGUUUACCAAAGCUGAAUGAACAUAAAGAUGACAAGUUCUAUGCCAAUAAGCCCGCAUCCAUUGCUGGCUGGGGAGAUACCCGAUCAGGAGAGUGUAAGAUGACCAACAUUCUUUUGGAAGCUCAGGUCGAUAUGGUCGAUCGAAAAACUUGCGCUCAAAAUUACACUCGUUAUCCGUAUACAAUUGAUCAACGAGUAUUGUGUGCCUCCAGGUUGGGACAAGAUACCUGUCAAGGUGAUUCUGGUGGGCCAUUGAUGAUGCCGAUUGAGAAUUCUUAUUACUUGAUCGGAAUCACAUCAUGUGGCAAUGGAUGUGCGAAAAUCGGCUAUCCUGGAGUUUAUACCAAAGUUGGGUAUUUUUCUGAUUGGAUCAGGUUGACUACUGGUAUUGAAACGUAAUUUAUUCUGAAUAACUGAGUUAAUUCAUUUGCUCAAUUUUUAUCGAUAUUUUUAUUUGCACAAUUUUCAGUAUAUGCUU
Molecule: messenger RNA, 1261 nt
Organism: Planococcus citri (citrus mealybug)
Lineage: Eukaryota; Metazoa; Arthropoda; Insecta; Hemiptera; Pseudococcidae
Product: venom protease-like
Exons: 7
Coding region: 310-1182 (290 amino acids)
Biological process (GO): proteolysis
Molecular function (GO): serine-type endopeptidase activity
Source: RefSeq, a predicted model, not a curated record